UGCAUCUCUUCAUUUUAAUCCCAGGUAACAAAUCAGCAAGAUGCGUGCGUUAGUUUGUCUUAUAUUUACCGCUCUGGUAUACGGCAUUGAAGGAGCUCCUCAUAUCGUCGGCGGGAAGGAUGCUCCAAUUGGCAAAUUUCCGUAUCAAGUGUCAUUGCAAUUCAAUGGCGCCCACAUGUGUGGUGGAUCUAUUCUUGAUAAAUAUAACAUAUUAACCGCAGCACAUUGUCUUAAAGAUCUCAGUUUCGAUGAUUAUUAUCUGACUUAUCUAAAAGUCCAUGCUGGCACAAACUUUUUGGAUGUACCUGGAGCAGUUUAUGAUGUAGAAAGUGUAAUCUUCAACUCUCAAUACGACGAAACUUCAAUCAUUAAUGAUGUUGGUUUGAUUCACCUUAAAAAUCCUAUCACGUACAACAGAUUAGUGCAACCGAUAAAUCUUGUUACAUCCGAUAAAGAACUCGAGGGCAAGCCGUGCACAUUAUCUGGUUGGGGAAUUACUUCGGUUGAUGGAAAGAAACCAAAUAACUUGCAAGAAAUUGAAUUAAUAGUUUAUCCGCAAGAAGAUUGCAAGACAGCACAACCGAAAGUGAGAGAUAGCCAUAUCUGCACUUUGACUAAAGAAGGAGAAGGAGCAUGCUACGGUGAUUCUGGUGGACCAUUGGUGGCUAAUGGAGUUCAAAUUGGAAUCGUUUCCUUUGGUACUCCCUGCGCACUUGGAGCUCCAGACGUUUACGCAAGAGUUUCCAGUUACAUAUCUUGGAUCAGUGCAAAUUUGAAAAGAGUUCCUUAUAUCAUCGGCGGUAAGAAUGCUAAAAUCGGCGAAUUUCCGUAUCAAGUGUCAUUAAAAUAUAAUAACAUCCAUAGAUGCGGUGGAUCUAUUAUUGAUAACUACAACAUAUUAACUGCAGCACGUUGUGUUGAUGGUUUAGAAAAUUCGGUGGGUAAUCUAAAAGUCCAUGCUGGCACAAACUGGUUGGAUGUAUCAGGAGCAGUUUAUGAUGUAGAAAGCGUAAGCGUCAACUCUAAAUAUGACGACUAUUUAUUCAUUAAUGACGUCGCUUUGGUUCACCUCAAAAAUUCUAUCACGUACAAUAGACUAGUGAAACCGAUAAAUCUUACGACAUUCGAUGAAGGACUCGAGAACAAGCCGUGCACAUUAACCGGAUGGGGAACUACUUCGAUUGAUGGAAGUACUUCAAAUUAUUUGCAAAAAAUUAAGUUAAUAGUUUAUCCGCAAGAGGAUUGCAAGGCAGCACAACCGAAAGUGAGAGAUAGCCAUAUCUGCACUUUGACUAAAGAAGGAGAAGGAGCAUGCUACGGAGAUUCUGGUGGACCAUUGGUGGCUAAUAAAGUUCAAAUUGGAAUCGUUUCCUUUGGUAAUCCUUGUGCACUUGGAUAUCCAGAUAUUUAUACAAGAGUUUCCAGUUUUGUACCAUGGAUCAAUGAACAUUUGAAGAAAUAAAAAACAUUAUUUAAUUUGUUUUAUUACAAUAUCAUUUUGU
Molecule: messenger RNA, 1502 nt
Organism: Trachymyrmex septentrionalis
Lineage: Eukaryota; Metazoa; Arthropoda; Insecta; Hymenoptera; Formicidae
Product: trypsin 5G1-like
Exons: 9
Coding region: 41-1462 (473 amino acids)
Biological process (GO): proteolysis
Molecular function (GO): serine-type endopeptidase activity
Source: RefSeq, a predicted model, not a curated record